UCAGAACCCUAAAAAAACCCUAAAAAACAUCAGAGCUCAGUGCAUGUUCUUAAAUGGCCACCGUGUUUUCUUCUUCUUCUUCUUCUUGUUCCUCGUCUCUCUAUUUUAUUUUCAUGCUUGCUCGUGCAUAUGCCUUCUAGCAGCUUUUCUUGUUCGUCAGUUGCUGUUGAUUCAAGUUAGUUCUUCUAUUUGUUUAGUUUGAAGUUGCUCUCUCUGUUCUGCUGCGGAAGUUUUGAAGAGGUUUAAUGGCGAGACUCAUUCGAAAUGCGUCUUUUGUUGGGCGCUGUCUGUUUCAGCACGAGCGGUACAGGAUAGGCAUAUUGGGAACGUCUACUCAAUUAUGUAGUUUUUCUACCAGAGGUAAAAGAAAGUCGAAGUCAUCAGAUGGGAGUGAUUCUUGUGAAGAAAAUUUGUCUAAGAAAGAGCUGGCCUUACAACAAGCCUUGGAUCAGAUAACUUCCACGUUUGGAAAGGGGUCUAUCAUGUGGCUUGGCCGUUCUGUAUCAUCUAGAGAUGUGCCUGUGGUUCCCACAGGUUCGUUCGCAUUGGAUAUGGCUCUAGGAAUUGGUGGCCUUCCGAAGGGUCGCGUAAUCGAGAUUUAUGGUCCAGAGGCAUCCGGAAAGACAACUCUUGCUCUGCAUGUAAUUGCUGAAUCCCAGAAGCAAGGAGGUUACUGUGUCUUUGUUGAUGCGGAGCAUGCUCUUGAUCCAUCCCUUGCUCGGGCUAUUGGAGUGAACACUGAGAAUCUGCUCCUAUCUCAACCUGACUGUGGUGAACAAGCUCUUAGUCUCGUGGAUACCAUAAUCCGAAGCGGUUCAGUUGAUGUUGUUGUUGUUGACAGCGUAGCUGCUCUUGUGCCUAAAGGUGAACUCGAUGGUGAAAUGGGUGAUGCCCACAUGGCAAUGCAAGCUAGACUCAUGAGCCAAGCACUUCGCAAAUUGUGUCAUUCUUUAUCCUUAUCACAGACUGUCUUGAUCUUUAUUAAUCAGGUAAGGUCAAAGCUGUCCACUUUUGGAUUUGGUGGUGGUCCAACUGAAGUUACCUGUGGUGGCAAUGCCUUGAAGUUUUAUGCCUCAGUACGACUGAACAUUAGAAGGAUAGGUUUUGCCAAGAAUGGUGAAGAGAUAGUGGGAAGCGAAGUUCAAGUAAAAGUGGUGAAGAAUAAGCUCGCUCCUCCAUUUCGGACUGCUCAAUUCGAACUCGAGUUUGGAAAGGGUAUAUGUAAAGAGGCAGAGAUUAUGAAUCUGGGGUUGAAAUACAAAUUCAUAUCCAGGGCAGGUGCAUAUUAUAGCUUUAACGGUCGAGGUUUCCGAGGCAAAGAUGCCUUGAAAACCUUUUUGUCAGAGAAUGAAGAUGUUAGGGAAGAUCUAGUCACGAAACUUCGAGACAAAAUACACGAUGAGCAAAGAGGUAAGUCACCGAACAGAGACGAAACGGAUGAAGAAAGUAUCCAAGAAGAUAUUAUCACUUCACCCACUUCUACAGAUGAAGACGCAGUUACUGCAGUAGAAGUAUGAAUGUCGAACAUUUUUCAUCCUCAUUAUCCUGGAUGUAUUCCUCCUCUCCUUGCCAAUGCUAUCAGAGUUUGACCAGGCACGACGUUUUGGGUCUCGACGAGAUAUAAUCCUUUAGUUUCUGCCUUUGUCGUUCCAGUGAAGGAAGAUGAUGCCCUUAUAAAUAUCAUCAGCCAUUUUCGUCACAGAGGAAAUGUAGAAAAUGGAGAUUUUAGGACCUCAGAAUGGCCAGUUUAUGGUUGCUCAUCCGAAGCUCCAAUGCCUCUUUGUAUUGCAACAUGAUGACUAUUUGCAAAUCAACUUCUGUUAUUUGCUCUCUAAUCACAUCUUAUCUGAUUGCUCUUCUCAGGAAA
Cucurbita pepo subsp. pepo (vegetable marrow) is the source of this 1867-nucleotide messenger RNA. RefSeq names its product recA DNA recombination family protein (gene RECA2). Gene Ontology annotation, molecular function: ATP hydrolysis activity; single-stranded DNA binding; ATP-dependent DNA damage sensor activity. The record is from RefSeq and is a predicted model, not a curated record. NCBI's taxonomy places the organism in Eukaryota, Viridiplantae, Streptophyta, Magnoliopsida, Cucurbitales, Cucurbitaceae. Gene Ontology annotation, biological process: DNA repair.